AUGUACGCUCCCCGCCCCCGACUUGCUUCAACUUCAACUUCAUCGAUAUUAACAUCUACCACACCUUCUUUGAUCGGUUCAGUUUGGUCAGAUAUGCCUCUUUCUAGACCGAGCACAAGGACGAGUACUUUAUGGUCUGAAGGAGAGACUGAAAUGCCUGAAUAUAAUCUAAAAUUCGAUCAAGUCAAGGAAAUGGAUUAUGAUCUAGAUCCACCGUUGAUUGAUUUAGAUGAACGUUCAAAUUUUGGAGAAGGAAGAAGAUUAGAGAGAGAACAAGGAGAUAAUGGGAAAGAAAUGUCUUUAAACGAAAGAUUACAAUUGUUAUUGAGGAAAAUGGAUCAAGCUGUUGAAGAAGCCAGACCGUUGACGAGUAUACAAAAUCGAAGAAUAUCCGGUCAAUCGGAUAGGAUUGAAGAUAUAGAUGAACAUGGAGAAAGUUCAGGAUCUGGAUUAGGAAGAGGAAUAGGUUUACCAGAGAGAACUUCCACACCUAAGGAAUAUCAAGGUCAGAUAGUAAAUGGAAAUCUCAGUCAUGGACAAGGAUGGAGAGCGAGGAGAGGUUUACCAAAGGAAAGACAUCAAGAUUUGGAGAGGGAGAUGGAACGUGAGCGAGAAGAGGAAGAGCAAGCACAAGCACAGUCUCGAAUGAGAAGACCAAGUGGGGAGAGAAGGGAGGAGAGUUUAGGGUUUGGAGAGGAUGAUAUGGAAAUGGAGAUGGAGAUGGAAAUGGCAGAUGAAAGAAGUGAGGAAUCUCCACCUACUCCACCACCGAGGAUUAUCAAUCCUUAUUUGAAUCCUAGGAGAGUGUCGAACGAGAGGAAGGGUACUCCUCCGUCUCAAGGAAAUCAAGGGAGGAUCCCUUCGAGAGCAGCUGUAUUGCAAGCGAGCACAUCUAAACCUCCCACUCCACCUCCAAGACAUUCAGCACUAGAAAACUUCAUAGCCAAUCACCCUUCCCCUCCACGUCUACUUGAUCCACCUUCCUCCCAAUCACCUAAUUCAUCUUCAUCACGAAAAGGAAAACAACGAAUAUCUUCAUUCGAACCAACUCCAGUGGCUACAUCAUCUUCCAAUAUGAGUAGGUCGGUAUCUACUUCCACUUCUGUCUCCGCCUCAACAUCUGCCAAUGCUUCUACUGGUCUUCCGAUUUCUAAUCAAGAUCCUACAUCUAGACGUCUCCUUCGUCGACCAAAACGAGAGCCCAGUUUAUCUAUCGAACCCCAUACAUCGCAUAUACGGCAAUCAUCUUCUAGCUCAACGGACCACCCUCGAAGACGUGUAAGAACCCCCUUAGCUGGGCAAAACCCUACUAGUGAUGAGAUACCUAAAAGAGAUAAUCCCUCUCGUACGACCUCAAACUCUUUCAAAGAUGAUAAUAUCCCACGAAGAAGUCGCACCCCUCGACCCCCAAGCCCACCAGAAGAUGUUCCUCGGAGGGGUCAUACCCCUCGAAUCAGUGUCUCGUUGAAUGAACAACUCCCACGUAGAAGUCAUACACCCCGUAAACACAGUGUAGACCUCCCACCCGAGAACUCUGCUCAGUUUGAAGUUGAAGCAGGUUCUUUGGAAGUUCGGCAAGAAGUGGAUUUGGAAGAAGACGGUGAACCCCCUUGGGAUCCUGGAUCUAGUGAUACGGAGUCAUCCAGAUAUACGAAUUUUGAUGGACCACACCAAGAAAAUCAUCCUCAUCGUCAAACCCUGUCUACGCAUUCGGACGCACGUCCAACAGUCGGUCACCGCAACACAUCCGAUCGGUCUGGUGGUAGCAGAGUCAAUUUUGAGCAGCACGAAGAAUAUCUUGAGGAUGAAUUUCAUCCUGAUAUCGGACUAGGGACAGAAGGUGAUAGAACCGCCCGACCUCGACUUACGACCAUCCCACGACAUUCUCCCCGUAAGUCAGAACUCAACCCAUCUCGAAACUCAAGACAAAGUGUCGAUGUAGGAGAUAUCAGUCUUCCUCCUCCUCCCGAAGCAGAAAGUGAAGAUGAUAGAGAGGCAAAUCGAGAAGAAGCAUUAGUAUCCCGUAGAGCCACUUUGUUCAGAUCAACCCAAACUCAAACUCCUUCCGCUCCACAGGAAACGAAAUCACCCCCACGAAAUCCUCAUCUUUCGAAGACCUCCCCAUCUCAAAACAUACCUCAUCCUCAUCAAUCUUCUCAAAGUGAAAACCACAAGUAUGCAAAUUGGAACCCUUCGCGCGACUAUGGGAAGUCUGAAACUACACUUCAUGACGUUAUACAACAUCGACAAAAUCUUCUCAGACCCGAUGCUGAUUUUCCACAAGAUAUACAAGUUAGGAUAGCUAUGACACCAAUGAAAGAUCAAUCUAACCUUUCGACCAUGCCUACACCUCAUCCACCCGGUGCAUGGGGAGUUAGGUUUACGGAGCGUAACGAUUAUUUGAAACAUUCUGAUAAAUCUUCAAAUCAAGAUAUCCAAGGAAGAUCAUCGGAUUCCAUCGCUGAAACACGAAAAGAUACGUUGAGAGUAAUAGAAGAUGAUGAUGAAGGUAAUACGAGUAUACAUAGAAUACGUAUUUCACCUAAAAAAUCACCUAUCAAAUCUAUCUCAUCUGAGAAAAGAUCUCUGUUACCCAACUGGUCAACAUCAUCAUCAAAUCCCCCUUCUGUUACAUUCUCACAUUUUAAAGAGAAAGGGGAUGUCAGAGCUACUCAAACACCCAAGUUGAAGAAAGAAGAAAUAGAUGAGAAUGAGAUAGUCGAUACUUCUUUUACUCGACGUUUAACUUCUAUACUUUUAAACCCUUUAUCUUUAUCUUCACCGUCUAUAAUCAAUAAACAUAAACAGAAAUACAACCUACCGACACCUUCUCAAACACUUCAACAAGCUCAAGAAGUUCUUUCUCAAGCUGCAAAAGAAUCUCAUAUGGCACAGAAGAGAGUGGAGGAUAUACAGAGGAAAUGGUUGGAAGUUGUUAGUUUGAAUGGGAACAUGGUUGGGGUAGUAAAGAAAAGUUGGGGUCGGGGUACUUGGCUUUGGUGCAUCGGUAUGGAAGUUUUAUUGAUUUGGGGUGUACUCCCUGUCACGCUAGACUACGCAACAUCUUCAGCCUAUCUCGCUUCUCUAGAUCCAUUCCACCCUUCUUCUCAUAUUCGAGGUUUAGGAACAGGUCUCUCUAUCCCAUUACCUUCGACUCUUUCAACCUUCGUCAUACCCCAUCGAGGGAGUGCGAACUUUUUCGACCUGCUCGAGAGGGUAGGAGUGUGGACUGUAUCUUCCGGUCUGGGAGAAUGGGCGUUUGGUACUGCGUGGGAGAUGGGGGCACAAGGGGAAGGGGUGGUAAUGGGUAUUCCGUCAGUUGGUUGGGUACCUAGUUAG
Tremella mesenterica DSM 1558 is the source of this 3339-nucleotide messenger RNA. RefSeq lists its product as uncharacterized. NCBI's taxonomy places the organism in Eukaryota, Fungi, Basidiomycota, Tremellomycetes, Tremellales, Tremellaceae. The transcript has 3 exons. The record is from RefSeq and is a predicted model, not a curated record. The coding region runs from base 1 to 3339 and encodes 1112 amino acids.